AUGUGGCUGUUCUGGGUUGAGGAAGUCAGCAAGCCACACAGAUGGAUCAUUUUACUACUCAUCCCUUUGGCCAUCUAUCUGUGGAUCCCUUUACGAUCGGGAAAAUUAUUUUCAAACCAAAAUCAUUGUCAAGGUGUUGCUCCACAAGCUCUUCAACGUUUCUAUGGAGGUCUGACCAAAAGGACAAAUCUCACUUCAAAUGGGACAUCAAAAGCAGGGAGAAGGUUCCAUGCCUCAUCAAAGUUCCAUCUGAACAAAAAUUUGACCUGUUUCGAUAGAGACACCAGUUCCAAUGUCUUCCGCCGAGGUCGGUACUGGGUGUUCCAAAAUUACCUUCCAGCUCACCAAAGGUUCCAUUGCAAUGAGACAAUUACCUACACAACCCACGCGGAUCCGACCUUCUUCAAUAAUUUAGAACCACUCCUUGAGCGUUGGCAGGGUCCGAUCAGCUUGUCGGUCUAUGCUCCAGGGACAGACUUUAAGAAGGCCGUGAAGGCCAUAUUAUAUCUAAGAGAGUGCUCCCACUCGAAUCUGGUGAAAAACUUUGUAACAUUUCACUUAUUUUUCGAGUACAUUUUCUUGCCACCCAUUGGUGAGAAGAUAAUUCAACCUCAAGAUAUUCUGAAAAUACCUGUAAGAUGCGACAAUUUUACGGCCACAGAAAUGUUGCCCGUGAAGGAAAAGCUGUUCAAAAAUAAGCACAAGCUCAAAUAUCCCGUGAAUAUGGCAAGAAAUUUGGCUCGGGAAUUCGCUACAACAUACUUUGUGUUUCCUUGUGACAUUGAGUUAUAUCCUAAUCCAGGGCUGAUUGGUCACUUUUUGGAUAUGAUCAAAAGAAAUGAUUCCAUCCUCAAACCAUCCAUCCAUCAAGUGUUCCCUAUUUCGGUCUUUGAGAUCCAACUUGGCCAAGCUUUACCAAAAACGAAGCGACAAUUACUGAAAUUAUAUUCCAAGGGCUUGGUUCAAUUGUUUCAUGCCGAAAUAUGCGAGUCUUGCCAUAAGAUUCCCCAUUGGAAUGAUUGGAUGAACGAUUCAAUCUCGACUGAGAUGGCAGUGUUCACAAUCGGCAAGCGACUCGGAUCUUUAAAGAGUUGGGAGCCCUUUUAUAUUGGUACUCACUCCGAUCCAUUGUUUGAUGAGCGUCUUAAUUGGGAUGGCAGACGCGACAAAAUGACUCAGGGCUUUGUCUUGUGCUUAAAAGGCUAUGAGUUUCACGUUUUGAACAACGCUUUUCUAGUCCACAAACCGGGUGUGAAAACAAAGGACAUGAGUCUGGCCGAACGGAACGACACCGCCGUAGUCGAACAAAAUGCCCUGAUCUUUGACAAAAUCGUCCCAGAACUUAAAGCGAUCCAUGGAGCAAGAGCAGGGUGCUCCUUAUGAAUUGCCUCUGAAGACUACCGUAUUCAAAGAUGAUCUUCAAGGUUCCGGCGAUUCCAUUAUCUUCUUAUCGCCAGCGGCAAAAUGUCUGUCAUGGGCUGUUUGGGCAAUCUUAGGUGGCAGGGACAAGUUUUUUUUCUUUUUUUUCUUUUUUAGCACUACCGUGGCCUGAAUCGUGAAUUUAGUAGUUUUGAAUCAACCCAUAGACACUUUCAUUCUAAAAAGUGUUAACUACUCGCCCUCCAGUUCAAUAUCUGCAUUUCAAGUGUAAAGUCAUUGAAUCAACGAACCGGAUCGUCUGUGGCUCGUACCAUCUCAAUGGGCAAAACUAUCCUCACGUAAUAAUCAUCGAUUCAAAGAGAUUAAAGUACGAAUAUAGAAAUUUGACAUUGUUUUGAAUGAAAUGUGUGCCUUAGUGCCUAUGUAUUAAUUCAAAAUUGUAACUGGCGGUUCAGACUAUGGCAGUGAUAAUAAAUGCGGAAAAAGGGUAUCGGUCCAAACUAGUAAGCGAGCCAAACGGCCCAUGGCAUUCUUUAUGCCGUUGGCGGUAAGAAAUCAACAGAAACAUCUAAACCUUACCAAUCAUCUGUCAUUCCAAAGUAAACGUGGAUAAAUCUUAAGACUGAACAUUGGUACAAUCUUCAACGUCAAGAUAUCUUUUUUAUUGGUAUAGAAUGUGUCAAUUUUUCUCCUUUAA
Molecule: messenger RNA, 2077 nt
Organism: Tigriopus californicus
Lineage: Eukaryota; Metazoa; Arthropoda; Copepoda; Harpacticoida; Harpacticidae
Product: beta-1,4-glucuronyltransferase 1-like
Exons: 3
Coding region: 1-1383 (460 amino acids)
Source: RefSeq, a predicted model, not a curated record